Messenger RNA from Hypoxylon trugodes, 1826 nucleotides. Its product is annotated as dihydrodipicolinate synthetase family protein. The transcript has a single exon. The coding region runs from base 573 to 1511 and encodes 312 amino acids. The record is from RefSeq and is a predicted model, not a curated record. Gene Ontology annotation, molecular function: 4-hydroxy-tetrahydrodipicolinate synthase activity. Lineage: Eukaryota; Fungi; Ascomycota; Sordariomycetes; Xylariales; Hypoxylaceae.
GGUUGCCUCAAUAUGAGGAGGAUUGGAUAGCUAGCCAGUUCAGUAAGUCUUGUGUGCUUAGUCCUCGCCUUAUUCCUAGUCUCGUCGGCUUUGAGCGUACCUAGGCAGCAGACAACUACCUACCUAACCUUACCAUACACCUCCUUGCCGGCAAGGAAAUGCAAGGCAAGGCAAGAAGAAAAAAAGGUAUGAUGGCAUUUAAGCCGAUGUUGCCCCCCUGCCACCGGAGGGUUCACACGUACUGCCAUUAACUUUCCCCUUACACAUACCUACGUACUCACACGUACUCAAACUUCCUCUCACCCCCCUCUUCCUUCUUCUCCAUCCUAUCCACCUUCCGUGUUAUAUAAACCCAAAUAGUACCUCUCGUAGCCCGGACUACUUUCUCUCUUAUCCAGCAAUUUAUUUGAACCACAUAGUCUCUAAGAUACUUUAUAUUACCUCCCCCCCUUUACCAUCUUUACCAUAUUCACAUUACUUUCGCCAUUCCUGCCACAUCGUAUUUUGAUUUAUACGCUUUACAAUUCCCAUCUCUCUUUAACUUCACUAAGUCACAAAUCCAAACAAACUCGAUGACGGCAUCUCUAGUUCAAGUUCGUCCUCUGCCCGAUGGGGUUUACGUCCCCACCGUGGCCUUCUUCAAGGACAAUGAUGAAAUAGACCUAGAAGCCACUCAACGCCAUGCUAUCCACCUGGCUGAGGCUGGCGUUGCAGGUCUUGUCGUACACGGUUCAAACGGAGAAGCAGUGCAUCUGAGCAGAGAAGAGCGUAGCCUCGUGAUUAAGUCUACACGAGCUGCUCUAGAUGAGUCGGACCACCACCUUGUGCCUCUCAUUGCAGGCUGUGGGGCGCAGUCCACCCGCGAGACAGUUCAGCUCUGCCGGGAUGCUGCCAGCGCCGGCGCCAACUAUGUCAUCAUACUUCCUCCCGCAUACUACGGCGGCCUUCUCAACACUUCCAAGAUUGUUCAGCAUUUCUAUGAUGUUGCCGACUCCAGUCCAAUUCCAGUCAUGAUCUACAACUACCCCGGAGCUUGCUCUGGUCUAGACCUAUCCUCCGACACAAUCCUUCAAAUCGCCAAGCACCCCAACGUUUACGGUGUCAAACUCACCUGUGGAAACACAGGGAAGCUGGCCCGCAUUGUUGAUGGGGCUAGGCCUGGCUUCUUCGUUGCCGGAGGCAGCGCAGACUUCAUCCUUCAGGGCCUGGUCGUGGGCGGGCACGGGACCAUAGCCGGCACAGCAAACUUGGUGCCCCGAGCUUGUGUCCGUAUCUGCGAGUUGUUCCACGCCGGUGAGCUGAAGGAGGCUAGAAGGCUGCAGGCAAUCGUUGCUAAGGCAGACUGGGUCGCCAUCCAAACCGGCUUUGCCGGAGUGAAGGCUGCUCUGCAGUUCUUCGAGGGAUACGGUGGGGUACCGAGGAAACCAUGUGGACUGCCAAGCACCGAACAAAUGAACAUGAUUAGCAAUGGGUUUGAAGAGGUAAUGGCAUUAGAGCGGAGCCUGAGCUAAAGGAAAAUCUGGGGAAUUAGAGCUAAGGUCCUACUAAGGAUCAUGGGGCUCUCAAUGGGGUGUUCGCUAUUGAGUGGACCACGCGCUUGGCGUUACGAGAUUGAACGGCGUUACUUGGACGGAAUAGCGCAUAAAAAUCAUGGACAGAAAAGACUUAGGUAUUACUAGUCUUGCCAGUUUAAGCUAUCCUUGACCAUUAGUGAAAAUUUAUUAUUAUUUUUUUGAUGAAAGGCUUUCAAAAAACUGACAUUUGAAUUGGUAUCGAUUGAUUUCGAGAGGUUGUUAGUUGUUUAGACCUUUCAGUAUGAAUAUGAU